AUGAGCAGCGAAGAUGCUGUUCUUUCGACUUCAGUAUCCCCCAGUGAUCAUGGAACUGUAAUAAACCAUAAGAAAAGAAAAGCGCAAUUGUACUGUGCAGUGUGUGGAGACGUGGCUUUAGGAAAACAUUAUGGGGUUAAUGCUUGUAAUGGUUGUAAAGGUUUUUUCCGACGAAGCAUAUGGAAGAAUCGAACGUAUGCAUGUAGAUUUGGAGGGAGUUGUCCGAUCGAAAAAGAACAAAGAAACACAUGUCGAUCAUGUCGUUUAACUGUUUGUCUACGUGUAGGAAUGAACCCUCGAGCGGUUCAGAGCGAAACGGGAGAUGAGCUCAAUAAUUCUGUUUCCAUUCCCGCUUUUCUUAGUGAUGAUGGAGAAGAAGAGGUUGUAAAUACAAUAGAUGUUGAUUGUCAAACUGAGGAUCUUCUGUUCGAUAACUCCUCUCGGAGCAGUGACAUCAAGAGUUAUAGAAAUCUCGAGGAUUUCAUACAAAAUCUCCGAGAUAUUUUUGCACGUACAGAUGAUACGAGAGAAUUUCCUAGUAAUGUUUCGUAUCCUUUCAAAGUGGCCUUCUAUAAUCCACAUCUUGUAUCUCAGAGAACAAAAAUUAAUCCUACUGGUGAAAGACCAGCAACAAUCAAAGAUGUGCUUAAUGACUUCAAUAGAUGUUUUGUACUGUUUUCUGAUAUUCUCAAUAGUCUACCAGAUUUCCAUCAACUUAAUGAAGAAGACAGGAUGACAGUGGCAAAGUCUAGGUUCGCUGCUUUUUACUGGUGGCUUUGUACAAAUUGGACAGUAAAAGCAGGGUGUAAUGGAGUCUGUUACUCGAACGGAACAUAUCACUCUGCCAACAAAUCUGAACAGGGUUUCCCAGAUAACACUGGUGUGACGCAGAAAUCUCUUGAGACUCUGGCUGCUCCUUUGAAAAUGCUCAAUUUAUCUCAAGAAGAAAUAAUGGUCGGAGCUGUGUUCGUUAUAUUUGCCGACUAUGUGCCCUUCAUCAACUCUUCUUCUCUUCGAAUCUUAAACCAAGCUCGAGACAAGUACAUCGCACUACUCUCUGAAACUGGAACGAAUGGAAGAACUGAAGCUGAAGUGGCAUUACGUAUAGCCUCCAUUUCCCUCUUAGUUUCUUCAAUAACUGAUCUCACUUUUUUAUCAACUGAUAACAUUGAAGUUUCCGACAUUUUGCAUAUUGUUGAGUUCGCCGGAUGGACUACGGAACUACGCAGACACCGAUUUGAUCGAAAGUUUUAA
Messenger RNA from Auanema sp. JU1783, 1254 nucleotides. The record is from the annotation of a GenBank genome assembly. NCBI's taxonomy places the organism in Eukaryota, Metazoa, Nematoda, Chromadorea, Rhabditida, Rhabditidae.